Molecule: messenger RNA, 1035 nt
Organism: Drosophila takahashii
Lineage: Eukaryota; Metazoa; Arthropoda; Insecta; Diptera; Drosophilidae
Product: chymotrypsin-like protease CTRL-1
Biological process (GO): proteolysis
Molecular function (GO): serine-type endopeptidase activity
Source: RefSeq, a predicted model, not a curated record
AUGAAGACCGCUGUAAUCGGCAUUCCAGCAAUCUGCGGCGUUGUUCUGGUGCUUCUACUCCCACUUCCUGGAUCCAGUCAGUUUCUGGACGCAGCUUGUGGAAUUCGAGCAAACCCCAAGAUUGCCACUCGUAUCAUCAAUGGCCAGAUAGCGAAAUAUACUUCCAGCCCCUGGAUGGUUUUCCUGCACUCAACUACAGAUUUAUUCGUGUGCGGUGGAACUCUGAUCACAAACAGACUUGUACUAACAGCAGCACAUUGCUUCAUUGCCAACCAGCAGUUAGUAGCUCGCCUGGGUGAGUAUGAGAGAACGCGAAGUGAGGAGUGUGUUGGAUAUUACUGCAACUUUCGGGAGGAGCAUUCCGUGGACGCGGGCUUCAAGCACCGGCUAUACGACCCAAAUACACACGCCAACGAUAUUGCGAUUCUGCGACUUGCCAGAAGUGUUGUGUACAGAGACAAUAUCAGGCCCAUUUGCAUUGUGUGGGAUACUAGAUGGCGGCAGUACAUCGACAGCAUUGAUUUGCUGACCGGAACUGGUUGGGGCAAGACGGAGGCGGAGAGUGACAGCGAUGCGCUGAGGACCCUGGACAUUCGGCGCCAGCCACCAGAUGUUUGUUCCCAGUUCAUUGGACUCAGCAUCUCUGGCACCCAGUUCUGUGCUGGAAACUGGGAAAGCAAUCUGUGCAACGGCGAUUCCGGUGGUCCCCUGGGUGCAAUGGUCCCCUUUAAGAACUCCCAGCGCUUCAUUCAGAUCGGCAUAGCCAGCUAUACGAAUAGAAAGUGCCAGAAGGCAAGUGUUUUCACGGAUGUCCUCAGUCACAUCGAUUUUAUCCUGCGAGUGUGGCGGCGGUACGGCCAGGGUCAAAGGAUGCCCACCCCAAGGACAACCACAACGACCCAGGCUCCAACUUGGUGGCAGACCGAGCAGAUCCCACGACAGACCGUCGAGGAUUAUGAGUCCGAUAAUACCCAAGAAUCACAUGUGGGUUUUAAUUUGGGAAUUCCUGGAUUAUUUCAUUUUUCAUUUUGGUAA